Molecule: messenger RNA, 2245 nt
Organism: Solenopsis invicta (red fire ant)
Lineage: Eukaryota; Metazoa; Arthropoda; Insecta; Hymenoptera; Formicidae
Product: probable cytochrome P450 12a5, mitochondrial
Exons: 11
Coding region: 25-1848 (607 amino acids)
Molecular function (GO): heme binding; oxidoreductase activity, acting on paired donors, with incorporation or reduction of molecular oxygen; iron ion binding
Source: RefSeq, a predicted model, not a curated record
AUAAAAAUAUCAUUGCAAAGCAAAAUGAUACGUUGCUUAAUGAAAUCUAUCUUUGUUGCUCGAGAUCUUUCAUCGCAGACAUACGGAAAAUGUUUCUAUCAAUUAUUCUUCUCAACGAUGAAGCUAGCAGAUACAUUAGCAGCUACUGAGGAAAGAAAAAGCAUGCCACUCAAUUCUAAUGACAUAAUAACCGCUUCCAUGCAAUCACAUACAAUUCCAAUGGUAAACGCAACGGUAACAUCAACAAAGACGAUAUCGUUAUUGGAACCUUCCAAUUCUGAGAUGUCGGAAAGUAUUAAUAUUCCUACAUCCAAAGCUAUGCCACGUAUCCAUAUAGAACAAACACCAUUACCGUUUGAAGAGAUUCCUGGCCCAAUGAUUCUGAAAUUAUGGGAAAAGUAUUGGAGAUACGUGCCACUCUUGGGUACGCAACUGUUUUGCAGUCUGUUAAUAAGCAGACUUACGGAGGGACGAUUAUCCUGGAAUCGCAACGUCACACCAAUUAAAUAUCUGUUUGAUGAAUAUGGAUGCAUCGUGAGAAUUAAUGGACCGCUUGUGAAUGAUAUAAUAAUGAUUCACAGACCUGAGCAUAUAGCCAAAGUUUUCAAUCGGGAGAGCCAGUCACCCAUACGUAGUGGUAUCGAUAUUCUUCAACAUUACCGCCUUAAUCAUCAUAAAUAUCGUUCUGCCGGAGCGUUUUCUUUACAAAGUUUGGAGUGGUUAGAAGUAAAAGAGAAAGUUGAUCAACCGUUACAUGAAACUAUUUCCGAUUAUACUGAAAAACUGGAUUCAGUGUGCGGCGAACUUAUUAAUAGAAUUCGUAAUAUACGCAAUCGUCAAGAUGAGGUACCAGCAAAUUUUCAUCGAGAACUCACCGCAUGGGGCAUGGAAUGUUUCUAUGUGAUCAUGUUCAACCAUCACUUUGGUUUUCUUGAUUCUACCUCAAAAUCAGCUUCAGAAGUCACAAAAAUUAUUAACGCGCUAAAUACUGCACACACGUAUAUGAGUCGCUGCGAAACCGGAUUUCAGGUGUGGAGAUUCUUCGAAACUCCAUUCGUCAAAAAACUUUAUGCAGCUUGCGACAUCCUUGACGAAGUUAUUGGAAAAUAUAUUCAGCAAACUCAAAAUAAGCUGCAGACUUCAUCGAUGACAAAACAAGAGAAAUCUACGAAUGAAGAAAGAAAUUUAUCGUUACUCGAAAAAAUGAUGAUUCAGCGUAUCCAUCCAAACGACAUUUCUAUCCUCUUGAUGGACAUGAUUAUUUUAGGCGUUCAAGCUGUCAUUAAUUGCGAGGCAUUCCUACUUUAUUUCCUAGCGAAGAAUCCUAGAGUGCAGAAACGGUUGUAUAAUGAAAUAAUGUCUGUUUUGUCGAAAACGAAGUAUACUCUGACGAAGGAAAGCUUGGAAAAUAUGCCAUAUUUAAAAGCGUGCAUAAAAGAAAGUCUCAGAUUACGACCAGCGUUUCCUUAUUUAACAAGAUUAUUACCGUCGGCAAUUUCGUUACAUGGAUACACGAUACCAAAAGGAACUUUCGUCAUAAUGGCCAAUCAAAUAACAUCACAGCGUGAGGAACAUUUUGAAGAUCCUGAAAAGUAUCAACCAGAAAGAUGGUUGAAUCAGGAUAAAUACGUGCAUAGCGAUUAUCAAGAGUAUUCAUGUCUACCUUUCGGCUAUGGUGUACGAUCAUGUCUAGGAAAAAAUAUGGCUGAAACACAAAUGAUGUUACUCACUGCAAAAUUGGUAAAAGAAUUUACAAUUGAGUACGAUUACGCUGAGAUCCAAAGUCGAUUUCUUAUACUAAAUGUACCAAAUAGACCAUUACGUUUUCGAUUUGUAGAUAGAAAUUAAAAAACAAUAAGAAAUGUGGAAUUCUCUCUCACACACGUAAGAUAAAAGAAUCGAUGAAACAAAAUAAUUAUUAGAUGUGAGAAUGUAUCUGUAUUAAGAUGAUAUUAUAAGAAUUAUUAUCAUAUAAGAUUACCUUUCUGUACAAAACCUUUCUGUACAAUAAAGGAGGGAACAAACUAUGAUACUACAUAUUAACCAUAUACUUAUUCUUAUGUCAAAUUAUAUAUUUCUUUAAUGACAGACAAACUUAGAAGUUACACAAUAACAUAUAUGUUUAUACUCGUAUUUACAUACAAUGCGUUCCAAUUUGCUUGAUAGAUACAAAGUGAGAAAUGUACCUGAAUGAAUUAAUGUUAGAGUUUACAAUAUUAAUUGUUACAAAUAAAAUUAAUUAAUA